Messenger RNA from Prorocentrum cordatum, 449 nucleotides. The record is from the annotation of a GenBank genome assembly. Lineage: Eukaryota; Dinophyceae; Prorocentrales; Prorocentraceae.
AGGCGCAGGCUGGCGGGCAGUCCGUUACCGCGGAGAUCGGCGACAGGGUCGGCGGGCCAGCGGUGAGCGCCCCCGCGGAGUCCGAGGCUCCCGCCCCCGCGACGCGCAACACCACGGCCGCGGAGGCGGCGGGCCGAGGUCAGACCGCUACGGCGAACACCACCCUCUCGCGGAGCUCGGGCGCGCAGGGCAACAGGUCUUCGGCAAGCUCAACGACAGCAGCAUCUGCAACCAAUUGGACAAGCUCCACCACACUGGCUCCUCUGCCACCGACGACAUCGCGGAAUGCGGCCCAAGGGCCGGCAGAGAGCGCAUCACAGUCUGUUGCGGACCAGUGGUCCAAUUUGGCAAUGCGGGCUCGUUGAUUGGAGGUUGUAGAUGCGCACGUGGUUUUUUUCUGAACAGUCUGUCCAUCGCCCAUCGUGCAGAAUCAGAGUCGACCCCAGCCC